Molecule: messenger RNA, 965 nt
Organism: Mangifera indica (mango)
Lineage: Eukaryota; Viridiplantae; Streptophyta; Magnoliopsida; Sapindales; Anacardiaceae
Product: mediator of RNA polymerase II transcription subunit 11
Exons: 4
Coding region: 287-739 (150 amino acids)
Biological process (GO): regulation of transcription by RNA polymerase II
Cellular component (GO): mediator complex
Molecular function (GO): transcription coregulator activity
Source: RefSeq, a predicted model, not a curated record
AAUUCGAUAUUUUUCACUCUUCGGCUCUUCGCCUCUUCCCUUCCUUUCCUCUUCAUCCGAAAGCACGACGCCAGUUUCCUUCAGCCUUAAUUCCAGCCGACGCACGACGAAAGUCUCCGUUAUCUAUCAUUCUUUCCCGGUAAUAUUGAAAGAGCAGCCUAUGUGACAGACAGAGUGGUUAGGAAAAUUCUGGAAUUUGGAGGCUGAAAUUUGAUUUUUGGUGACACUUGGCUGAUAUGUGAAAUUAUUAUCCAUUGGAUCUGACUGUGGGCUUAAUGAGCAAUUUAUGUGCAAAUUCUGGAAUUUGGGGACUGGAAUUGCAUUAGACCUAAAAUCCAACUCAACAUCUUUGAAACACGCUCUCCUCUCCAUUUCCGUUCCAACUUCCAUGGAUUCACAGGGCCAAACCACGUCUCUGCAACGACUCCAAAAUGUGGAAAAGAGAAUUGUAAGGGUUUUGGAGCUUGCAGGAGGAGUCAUGGAUGAACUGGCAAACCCCACAGGUCCCAGAAAAGAAUAUAUCAACAACCAUUGCGGCGAGUUCAUGAAGUUGAUCAAGCAGGACAUACAAGGGACACUGAGGGAUGAGAUUAAGAGUGCAUGUGAGUACCGUCCAUUUGAGAAGUGUGAUUAUAGUUCAAGAAUAUCAAAUGAGAUCUGCUGCAAGAAAUUGGAAUACAUCCUAUCGCAGUUGGAUGAUAUGAAGCAGACUAUUGACGAAUAUCAUGGUACUGCUUGAGGCUGCAUGAUAGCUUUUUUUUUGAACUUUUCAUACUGUAACAGUACGCUAAUUGUUGAAUUUUAUUUAUGUUAAGUACUGUGUGUAGGAGGACAUAUGAUACCUUUUGUCAUUCUGAUCAUUUUGUUUUUGUUAUAAGUUGCUCUAGAAAUGUAGGAUAAUGCUUCUGCAUUCUAACACUGCGACUCUGAGUAAGUUCAUAUGCUAUUCAAGACCUUUUCAGACA